Dovyalis caffra is the source of this 393-nucleotide messenger RNA. The record is from the annotation of a GenBank genome assembly. NCBI's taxonomy places the organism in Eukaryota, Viridiplantae, Streptophyta, Magnoliopsida, Malpighiales, Salicaceae.
AUGAAUUCUCUACAAUUUUUAUUGCAAUGGCUUCAUCUAAGCUUUAUAUGUCUCCAGAGCACUGUGUCUGCUGAAAGGUUUAAUUUACGGGGGCUCAAUCCUCUAGGAUCGAGGCUUUCGAAAAGCUCCGAUAAAAUGGCAUCCACCUCCGGUUUAGAAGAUUUUAAAACAUUUUAUUACAACCAAACUCCUGACCACUUCAACUUCAUGCCUGAAAGCUACACCACUUUUCAACAAAAAUAUGUGAUCAAUUUUAAGUAUUGGGGUGGUGCUAAUGCUAGUGCACCAAUCUUUGCCUAUCUUGGUGCUGAAGAUGCACUGGGUAAUUCUUAUCUGAGCUUCAUUGGAUUCCUCACUGAAAAUGCUCCCCAUUUCAAAGCUCUACUAGUGUAA